Messenger RNA from Sciurus carolinensis (gray squirrel), 4183 nucleotides. It is a transcript of the gene Zfp41, whose product is annotated as ZFP41 zinc finger protein. Lineage: Eukaryota; Metazoa; Chordata; Mammalia; Rodentia; Sciuridae. Bases 274 to 870 code for a protein of 198 amino acids. The record is from RefSeq and is a predicted model, not a curated record. The transcript is spliced from 2 exons. Gene Ontology annotation, biological process: regulation of transcription by RNA polymerase II. Gene Ontology annotation, molecular function: DNA-binding transcription factor activity, RNA polymerase II-specific; RNA polymerase II cis-regulatory region sequence-specific DNA binding.
GCCAGUCUGCGUGGUUGACUGGGGAGAAUCGUGCUGGUUCGAGGCAGCGGUGCUUUCCGGCCGGCCGCCCCUAGCCGGGCUCGGCCGGGCGUCUGCGCCUCGGGGUGGAGGCCCUCGCCACCCCUGGCCUCCCCCAGCAACAAGAGGUCAGGGGCGCUGUGUUCCUGGCCCAGGGCCUGAGCCGUGCACACAGUGGGACGCCACCACUAGGGGUGUGGAGCCACAGAGGAGUGGGGAGCCCUCAGCUUCCAGAAGCCUUCUCCCAGGAUCAGUAUGGAAAAAUCUGCGGGCAGGAAAAGGAGGACCCCAGCCUCGAAGGUGGAGGCAGAUGGACAGAAGGCCACUCUCAAAGGAGAGAAAGUGUCUGGUGGCACGAGGUCAAACAAGAAGCCUGCGGCACCCAGAGAGCAUCGCAAGGAGCUGAGUCUGAGCCCGGAGGAUGAGGCGCAGCUCUUUGAUGCCUUCGAUGCCUCAUUUAAAGAUGACUUCGAGGGCGUCCCCGUGUUCGUUCCUUUUCAGAGGAAGAAACCCUAUGAAUGCAGUGAAUGCGGACGAAUCUUUAAGCACAAGACAGAUCACAUUCGCCAUCAGAGAGUUCACACUGGGGAGAAGCCCUUUAAGUGUGAUCAGUGUGGCAAAACGUUCCGGCACAGCUCUGACGUCACGAAACAUCAACGGAUUCACACUGGUGAGAAGCCUUUUAAGUGUGGGGAGUGUGGGAAAGCCUUCAACUGUGGCUCCAACCUCCUGAAACACCAGAAAACACACACAGGAGAGAAGCCAUAUGAAUGCCAAGAGUGUGGGAAAGCCUUUGCAUACAGCUCCUGUCUUAUCCGGCACCGGAAACGCCACCCACGGAAGAAGCAUUGAGUGGGGCGUGGCCUGCAGGUCGCAGAGUUCCUGCCAUGGCACCAGGGCUCCCUCGUUCAGCAUCUGAUGAGGCCUGGGGCUCCUGUGCAGUGUGCUGGGUGUGCCUCUGGUUGCCCAUCCCUGUCAUCACCAGAAAAGCCCACCCAUCAGACAUGAGUGGGCAAGGGCCUUUCUGCCUCAGGGAGCCUCUGCAUCGAGAUGCAGUGAAGGCAUGGAAGCCCCUCGCAGCUCCUUGCAGCUACAGCCAUUCUCCAGUUACUCUGUGCUGCUCAGUGCUCAGCACAGAACAAACGGGCAUGUUAAGUGCCAUCCAUGGGACACCUGAAGGCACCCAGCAGGAGUGACACUUGUUGGUGAAGGCCAGCGGUUCCUGUAUGGUCCUGCCUGUGGGUCACUCUCCUCUGACCCUUUCUUUCACUAACACCUUGAAGACUUCCAUCUGUGGAUGCUUAGUCCCAGGAGCUCUGCAGGCACCUGGGACCCCAAGCUGGAGAACAAUGGUCUGCGGCCAGCUCUGGCUUCUUUACCUGGGCUAGAGCUCCAGGCCCCAAGUUCAGCCCCUGCCCCUGGAACUGAGCCACAUCUGUGCCCUCCCGGCCUAGCCACCAUCCCAGAUGGGCAACCUGACUCACCCAGACAGACCCAUCAGACAGGGGCUCCUCAGGCUCUUGAAUGCUGCCACCUUGAGAGAUUCCUGCCCUGGCCAUGUGGUAAGCCCCCAGGGUGCUACCUGCAGCUUCCAUCCACUUGGCCUUCAGACAUAGUGGUGGCCCUGCCCCCAUGGUGGCCCUCCACUCAGGUUAGUUCCAGCUCCCUGCCUCUCCCCAAGUCUUUCAAGUCCACAUGGCUGUGUGGGCCCUUGGUGUCCCAAGAGUGAUUUUGAUGGGGCUCUGUUCUCUUAGUGGCAGCAGAGCAGUGCCAACCGAGAGGCAGGACAGCUUUUCAUCGGGAGAAUGCUGGCACCCAUGUUUUCAACUAGAUAUAAAAACUGAUAAUAUCCUAAUGGAGUCCUUUGAAGACUCUGCCCUGAAAGGUUCCCAGCUAGAGCUGAAGAUCAGGCAGUCACAAAAACCAAGGAAGGGAUACCACCCCAAAUGAUUGAGAGUGGUCCAUUCCCAGUAGGAAUGUUUUACCAGGUUAACAGCUUUUGUUCUUGAGUCCCCUAACAGCUAUGACACUCAGUGCCACUGUGUGGCCAGCAUCCCCUGAGGCAUCACAGGCAUUGCCAUCUUUGCAGAGUGGCCUGCCAUUCUGAACAUGCUUCCAGCCCCUGUGCUCAGUUCUACUUGCAGAGUGCUGUGCAGUAUACACAAAGCAUACUUCUUCCUGCUGGUGCAUGCUGGCUGCCCUGGCUUGAGGACACCUGGGGCUGGCGUGUGGCCAGCAACUGCCCCAUGCAGAGGGUGCGUGACUCCCCGGCUCUUGAGCCAGUUUUCUGAAGGUUCACGCUGAAGUCACUAGCACCAGCCUCCCUCUGCUUUACACACACAUACUAGCUUAAAAAUUCACCUAAAUCAACUGGGCACAGUAGCAUGUGCCUUUAAACCCAGCUACUCAGGAGGCUGCAGCAGGAAGAGCACAAGUCGAGGCCAGCCUGGGCAACCUAGUGAGACCCUGUCUCACAGUUAAAAGGGCUAGAGUGUAGCUCCGGUGUAGAGCACCCCUGUGUUCAAUCCCCAUUGCCACUCUCCAAAAAAAAAAAAUCCACCUACAUUCCAAAACCGAGUGAAAGCCUGCCGUAGGAGUUUGGCUUAUGGCCCAGUUGAUCUGUGAUGGCAGGUCCUGGCACUCAGUCUGUCACCUGCCCGUGGUCAGCUUUUGGCCCACAGGACAGCACCUCACAGACCUCUGGAAUGGUCUCUGAGGCCAGGCUCCCUGGGGCUUCGUCCAGCUCACUGCUCUUGGCCUGGGGUGCCGGGCAACUGUGGCCACCUGGACAGCUCCUGGUGAUGCAGGGGACCUUGGCUGGUACUACCCCUAUGAGGCAGAGGAUUCCAGGUGAAGAGCCUCCUACCCUGGGACCUCCUCACCAGUUGUUCCCAGGGGCCGUCCUGCCCAGGCUUGAUCACCUCAGUCCUGAGAGGAAGCCUGUAGUCUCAGAAGUGGAGAUCUGAUGAAAUGGAAUUAUAGGAAAGCAGGUGUCGAAGUUGGUGUAGGAGACGUGUGUGCUCACACAUGCGGCAUGAGGUCCUCGAUUGGGAGAGUGCCCACAUUGCUGGGAUGUUUGAAACCACCAGGUGACAAAGCGGUGCCUGCUCCCUAGCCCACCUCUUAGUCACUAAAGAUAGGAGGUUUUCAGGGGCUCAGCAUCAUUUCAGGUGUCUGCAGCUUACGUUCAGAUGUUGAACAAAAAACAAUGCCAACAAUGUGUGUUCAUACCGAGCUGCAGAGCAGAUUGACCAGUGUUGGUUCUGAGUGACUAGAUCAGGGGUUGGCACGUGUCUCCUAUGAAAGGCCAGAGAGCAAGCGUUCCUGCCUUUGCAGGCUCACAGUCUGUAUCAUGGCACCUCAGUCACUGUGUAGUGCAGCAGCAGUAGAGAUGGCAUGGAGCAGAUGAGCAAGACUGCCAGCCAGACCCUGUAGAAAAGGUCAUGGUUGUCUUCUGCCUAUCUGUGGUACAGGGUUAGGGUAUUCAGACCACAGAAAGCUUGCGGGCUUGUUCUUUGCAAACUUUCUAUGGGUCUUUUAAGUCCUUCAGAACUAGAUGUUGGCCAUGAAAGGCUGGCCAGGAAGUCAGGAGACUUGGGUACAGGUCAUACACAGGAGCCAGAGGGUGGCAGGGAGCUGCUUACACUGUGCCCUCUGCUGCUUGCUAUGCCAGGAGUAUAGUGGCCUUAGACCUCCAUAGCAGCCAGGGGACUCCCACAUGUCCCCGCUGGCAUCUGUGUUUGGUUUGAUUUCUUUUUUUCUCUUUUGGUCCUGGGGAUUGAACCCUGGGUGUUCUACCACUGAGCUACCUCCCCAGCCCUUUUUAUUUUAUUUUGAGACAGAGUCUCACUAAGUUGCCCAGGCUGAACUUGGACUUGAACUUGUGAUCCUCCUGCCUCAGCCUCCCAGGCAGUAGUGGGAUUAUACACAUGUGCCACCAUGCCCAGCUGCUUUGUGAUUCAUUUGAAUUCUUGUAUUUUUUCAAUGAUUUCUCCCUCCUGUUAUUGGCAAGCAUGACUUUUUUAAUGAGUGCCUUAUGAUCUGUUGACUAGGAAGGUCAGAGCUGACUUAACCAUUUCCUAACCUGGGCACACAGAUUUUUGCUUACAUUGUUAUAAAUAAUUUCAUGAGAAAAAGAAAAUAAAAACUAAGACAAGAAAAGCGA